Messenger RNA from Rhinolophus ferrumequinum (greater horseshoe bat), 882 nucleotides. RefSeq names its product mitochondrial ribosomal protein S28 (gene MRPS28). Bases 64 to 630 code for a protein of 188 amino acids. The record is from RefSeq and is a predicted model, not a curated record. The transcript has 3 exons. Lineage: Eukaryota; Metazoa; Chordata; Mammalia; Chiroptera; Rhinolophidae. Gene Ontology annotation, cellular component: mitochondrial small ribosomal subunit.
GUUGCUCCAUCCGUGACCUGCGCGCUUGCGGAGAGGUUAAAGGUCAGAGGUUCUGGAGCCAUCAUGGCAGCGCUCUGUCGGACCCGUGCCAUGACUGCCGAAAGUCAUUUCCUGCGAGUGUUCCUCGUCUCUCGGCCCUGUAGAGGCGCAGGCACUGAAAGUGGCUCCGGGAGCGAGAGUGCCGAGUCCACGGCGUCUGGAACGCGCCCUGGCGGUUUCGCGAGCGCUCUGGAGCGUCACUCCGACCUGCAGCGGAAGGCGGAGCUCGGACGGAUGAGGGGCUCUCCAAAAAGUGAGCAAUCCUUCGCGUCUAUGCUGAGACAUUCUCCUCUCACACAGAUGGGCCCUGCCAAGGAUAAACUAGUCAUUGGACGAAUCUUUCACAUUGUGGAGAACGAUCUUUAUAUAGAUUUUGGCGGCAAGUUUCACUGUGUAUGUAAAAGACCAGAAGUGGAUGGAGAGAAAUACCUGGUAGGGACCAGAGUCCGGCUGCGGCUUUUAGAUCUUGAACUGACGUCUAGGUUCCUGGGAGCCACGACAGACACAACGAUACUAGAGGCCGAAGCCGUUCUCUUAGGACUCCAGGAGGAGAAAGACCCCAGACCCAGAGAGGACCCUCGUGAGAAAUAAACGGACUUUGCUUAGUGCGUCCACUCCUUUGCUGAACCCACAUACUCACCAAGAAUGCACCUUGAAAAUUGUGAAUACAUGACUGAAAGAAGACAUGAUAAAUGAAGUCUGUAAUUAUAGCUCUUAUUGUUAGAAUUUUCUUUAGCUGUAUCUUCCCUACGCGCUUUUAUACCCAUUUCUCCCUUUGAUUGGAAUGUGUAAACUGUACUGAGAAACCCUUGCAUGCAAUAAAUAUGUUUUGAGUGUCCUGUG